Molecule: messenger RNA, 1266 nt
Organism: Candidula unifasciata
Lineage: Eukaryota; Metazoa; Mollusca; Gastropoda; Stylommatophora; Geomitridae
Source: the annotation of a GenBank genome assembly
AUGUCGUCAGUGGUUGUAGAAAGGUCACCAGCCCAGCUGAUACACAGCAUGGUUCGCUCUUUGAAUCUCACAGGACAUGUAGGCUUUGACAGCCUCCCUGAUCAGCUAGUCAACAAAUCUGUAGCCCAGGGCUUUUGCUUCAACAUCCUGUGUGUUGGUGAAACUGGAAUUGGUAAAUCCACCAUGAUGGAUACCCUGUUCAACACCAACUUUGACUCAACGCCCAGUACACAUGACCUGCCCGGGGUGAAGCUCAAAGCCCACACAUAUGAGCUUCGGGAAAAGAAUGUUCUCCUAAAACUGACCUUGGUGGACACAGUCGGAUUUGGAGAUCAAAUUAACAAGGAAGACAGCUGGAAACCAAUUGUUGACUACAUCGAUGCCCAAUUUGAUGCUUUUCUGCACGAGGAGCUGAAGAUCAAACGGAUGCUGCACACGUACCACGACUCCCGUGUUCACGCAUGUCUGUACUUCAUUGCCCCGACUGGCCACUCGUUGAAGGCUCUGGACCUGGUGACCAUGAAGAAACUGGACACCAAGGUCAACAUCAUCCCAGUCAUUGCCAAGUCUGACACCAUCACCAAGACCGAACUGAGCAAGUUCAAGGCCAAGCUGAUGUCAGAGCUUGUGGUCAACGGAGUCCACAUCUACCAGUUCCCCACCGAUGACGAGACGGUUGCAGACACCAACGCUGCCAUGAAUCAACACUUGCCCUUUGCGGUGGUGGGGAGCAACGAUGAGGUCAAGAUUGGCAACAAGUUUGGGCAUCAAAUUAGACGACAUUCUACAAGACAAGAACAUGCAGUAAAACUGCCUCUUGAAAAUGAGAAUCACUGUGACUUUGUGAAGCUGCGAGAAAUGUUGAUUAGAACCAACAUGGAGGAUCUAAGGGAGGUCACUCACUCCAAGCAUUAUGAACUAUACCGUCGCCACAAGCUGGAGGAAAUGGGUUUCUCAGACUCCGAGACCAAAAGCUUGUCGGAGACGUACGAAGAGAAACGCCAGGAGCAUAUCCUCAGUCUACAGAAAAAGGAGGAUGAGAUGAGGCAGAUGUUUGUCAUCCGAGUCAAGGAGAAGGAAGCUGAACUCAAGGAGGCAGAGAAAGAGCUCCACAAUCGCUUUGAUGCACUCAAGAGGCAGCACACAGAAGAGAAGCGCAAGCUGGAGGACAGCAAGAAGAGACUGGAGGAUGAGAUGAACCUCUUCGCCCAGCACAAGGCCCAAGUCCAGGCCCAAGCUUCCACAAUUGGCAAAAAGAAGAAAUAA